This is a messenger RNA of Aspergillus ibericus CBS 121593, 714 nucleotides long. It is a transcript of the gene grpE, whose product is annotated as mitochondrial nucleotide exchange factor MGE1. Bases 1 to 714 code for a protein of 237 amino acids. NCBI's taxonomy places the organism in Eukaryota, Fungi, Ascomycota, Eurotiomycetes, Eurotiales, Aspergillaceae. Gene Ontology annotation, molecular function: protein homodimerization activity; adenyl-nucleotide exchange factor activity; protein-folding chaperone binding. Gene Ontology annotation, cellular component: PAM complex, Tim23 associated import motor. Gene Ontology annotation, biological process: protein import into mitochondrial matrix; protein folding. The transcript has 3 exons. The record is from RefSeq and is a predicted model, not a curated record.
AUGUUCCAGAGAACCUUCCUCAGACAGGCCCAGCGGUCUCUCCUUGCCGUCCGCCCUACCUCCACCACCACAUCGGCUCUCCGUCGCACGUCACAGAUCCCCCAGGUGGUCCGUCCAAUUGCCCGCCAGUCUGCCUACCGCUUCUACUCCACUGAGAACGGUGAGCAGAAGACCGAGGCUGCCACUGAGGAGGCCGAGGACCCGGUCCGCAAGGAGCUCGAAGAGAAGAAGAAGGAAGCUCUUGAUUUGAAGGACAAGUUGCUUCGUUCCAAGGCCGACUUCCUCAACCUGCAGGAGCGCACUAAGCGUGAUAUGGAGAACUCUCGUAACUUCGCCAUCCAGCGCUUUGCGGGCGAUCUUCUCGAGUCCAUCGACAACUUUGACCGCGCCUUUCUUGCCGUUCCCAAGGAAAAGCUCGAUGCUCCCCAGACUGAGGCCAACAAGGACUUCUUGGAGCUCGUCUCUGGUCUGAAGAUGACCCAGAACAUUCUCCUGAACACCCUGAAGAAGCAUGGUCUUGAGCGCUACGACCCUAGCGAGCUCACCGAGGAGGGCAAGGCCCAGAAGUUCGACCCCAACCUUCACGAGGCCACCUUCAUGGCCAAGGUCGAGGGCAAGGAGGACGGCGACAUCAUGUACACUCAGAGCACUGGUUUCCGCCUCAACGGCCGCGUCCUGCGGGCUGCCAAGGUCGGUGUCGUCAAGAACAACUAG